Messenger RNA from Pseudopodoces humilis (Tibetan ground-tit), 978 nucleotides. The record is from RefSeq and is a predicted model, not a curated record. Lineage: Eukaryota; Metazoa; Chordata; Aves; Passeriformes; Paridae.
AUGGAAGAGGCCGUUUUGAGCAGCCCCACAGAGCAGGAAUCCAAUGGGGAGGAAAAGCCCCAGAGAUCCUGCAGGAGGAGGGGCUCCAAACCCAUCCCAGGGUGCUCUGAGGAGGAAAGACCCACCCUGUGCCGGGAAGGCGGCCGGAGAUCCAGCCAGGGCUCUGAGCUGGUGGUGCAUGAGCAGCUUCAGGAAGGGGAGAAGCCCUACAAGUGCUUGGAGUGUGGGAAGAGCUUCAGCCAGAGCAGCAAACUGAUCUGCCACCAGAUGAUCCACACUGGGGAAUGGGCCUACGAAUGUAGGGAAUGUGAGAAGGGCUUCAGCUGCAACUCCAAACGCAUCAUCCACCAGCGCAUCCACACUGGGGAGAGGCCCUAUGAGUGUCCUGAGUGUGGGAAGAGGUUUCAUAGCAGCUCCCAUCUCCUCAAGCACCAGCAGAUUCACACGGAUGAGAGGCCCUUCCGCUGCCCCGACUGUGGGGAGGGCUUCAAGCGAAACUCCCACCUCAUCAGGCACCAGCGCAUCCACACUGGGGAGAGGCCCUACGAGUGUGGGGAAUGUGGGAAGAGCUUCAGCCACAGCUCCAGCCUGAUCCGCCACCAGAGGAUCCACACUGGGGAACGUCCCUAUGAGUGUGGGGAAUGUGGGAUAACCUUCAGAUGGAGGUCCCAACUCAUCAUUCACCAGAUGAUCCACACUGGGGAGAGGCCCUAUGAGUGUCCUGAGUGUGGGAAGAGGUUUCAGACCAGCUCCGCUCUCCUCCUGCACCAGCGGAUUCACACAGAUGAGAGGCCCUUCCACUGCCCUGACUGUGGGGAGGGCUUCAAGCACAACUCCACCCUUGUCAGGCACCGGCACAUCCACACUGGGGAGAGGCCCUACGAGUGUCCCCAGUGUGGGAAGAGCUUCUCAGACAGGUCUAACUUGACCAGACAUCAACGGAGGCACCGGUAAGGGAAGCCCUGCGAGUGCCCCAAG